Messenger RNA from Cinclus cinclus, 744 nucleotides. RefSeq names its product mucin-2-like. The transcript is spliced from 3 exons. NCBI's taxonomy places the organism in Eukaryota, Metazoa, Chordata, Aves, Passeriformes, Cinclidae. The record is from RefSeq and is a predicted model, not a curated record. Bases 1 to 744 code for a protein of 247 amino acids.
AUGCAGAUUAGAUCUGCAAAGGCACCGAAACCACCAGGAACAGAGAAGGCAGCCAGCGAAAUAGGGCUCGAAAACGUGUGUGUUCAGCACUUUAGAUGGAAAGGCCACUCUAGAGAUCAGAAAUAUUGUUCUGACUCCAUCAGUCACAGAAGGUGCCCACACCCAACACCCACAUCCACACCUGCAUCCCCAACCCCAUCCAAAUCCACACCCAAAUCCACACCUGCAUCCCCAACCCCAUCCACAUCCACACCCACAUCCACACCCAAAUCCACAUCCCCAUCCACACCCACACCCACAUCAACAUCCACAUCAACACCCACAUCAACAUCCACACCCACAUCAACAUCCACACCCACAUCAACAUCCACAUCAACAUCCACACCCACAUCCACAUCAACACCCAAAUCCACAUCCCCAUCCACAUCCACAUCCACACCCACAUCAACAUCCACAUCAACAUCCACAUCCACAUCCACACCCACACCCACAUCAACAUCCACACCCACACCCACAUCAACAUCCACACCCAAAUCCACAUCCACACCCACAUCAACAUCCCCAUCCACAUCCACACCCACAUCCCCAUCCACAUCCACACCCACAUCCCCAUCCACAUCCACACCCACACCCACAUCCACACCCACACCCACAUCCACAUCAACAUCCACACCCACAUCAACAUCCACACCCAAAUCCACAUCCACAUCCCCACCCACACCCACAUCCCCAUCCCCCUGCUGA